AUGGGCCUUGGAGACACAAUUAAAGAAAAUAAUGAUGCAUCAUUGCAAGAUAAAACAAAGGCCAUGAUUUUUCUCCGGCGCCAUAUUAGUGAGGAACUGAAAAAUGAAUACCUCACUAAAAGAGAUCCACUUUGUUUGUGGAACAAUUUGAAAGACAGAUAUGAUCAUAAAAAAACAGUUAUCCUCCCAAAGGCCAGGGCUGAUUGGCUGCAACUGAGGUUGCAAGAUUUUAAAACUGUGGCUGAAUAUAACUCUGCCCUAUUCAAAAUCAGCUCUACAUUGAAAUUAUAUGAGCAAAAAAAUGAACUGUUAUUGAGAAACCACCAGUCCCGUCCAACUGGAUCGACACCGAUCCCAGAAACAUAUGUUGCCUCAUCCCGUGGUCGUGGACGCGGACGUGGACGUGGUCGUGGUGGUAGAAAUGAAUAUGGUCGUGGCAAAAAUAACUACCACAAUAAUGAAUAUGGUCGUGGUAGAAAUCAUUCUUAUUACCGUGAAGGAUAUUAA
This is a messenger RNA of Cornus florida, 507 nucleotides long. RefSeq lists its product as uncharacterized. The transcript has 2 exons. NCBI's taxonomy places the organism in Eukaryota, Viridiplantae, Streptophyta, Magnoliopsida, Cornales, Cornaceae. The record is from RefSeq and is a predicted model, not a curated record. The coding region runs from base 1 to 507 and encodes 168 amino acids.